AUGAGGCGGAUCCUGAUCUCCACUUCCCGGUUGCCCAGCUGGCCAGGACAGAGACGAUGCUCCUUCACGCCAUGGCAACAAGCGCCACACUGGAGCAUCGCCAGCCGUCGGGCGUCGAUUGUCACAGCUGAAGACAAGCCGCCCAUCGCAUUUCGCCACGAAGACUUGGCGCGAAUGGUAGAGGAAGCCCGCGGCCCAGCUUCGCGAAGGUCUGGAAUAAUGGCUGGACUUGGACAGUCUGCCUAUCAAUAUGCAUAUCGUUCAUCUCUUCGUGGUUGGAGCCGCCAUGUCGCCGGAAGGGUCCGAGAAAGGGAUGGUAGAAAAGGGAGGCAAUCUGAUGUGGACGCUUGCCAUUUAUUAGACCUUGUUCUUGAGCAGGGCGGUUUGUGUGCCUAUUCUGGCUUGCCCAUGGAGCUGCUGAAGCCGCACUCACAUUGGAGGGUUUCCAUCGAAAGAAUGGACAGCAGCCACGGGUAUCUCAAAGGCAACUGCUGUCUUGUUGCCGCAGAGUUUAACUCAACAGUCCACAAGGUGGGUGAUGACACGGCCAGUCUGGCCGGAUCUGCGCAGUGGUCUAAGCAAAAGGUGUGGGAGGUUGUCCGUGCGCGGACGGAACAGGUGCAACUGCAAGGGUUGCACGGAAACAUUGCUGUUGCAAGACGAAGGCCAGUUCAGACACGCGGCAGCAGAUUCAACAGAUACCGAGGCCCACAUGAGGACGGCACAUGGCGAUGUGCACGCUGUGGGGUCUGGAAAGAGGUUACUCAGUUUAACAAGCAAACUGCGAGCAGUCGCGGUAUACAAAGCCACUGCAAACGAUGUAACACGGAAUUCCUUUCCGCAUAUUUGCAAACUAUACGGGGCCACGGGCUUGCAUUGCUGGGAAGCGCCCGCCGGCGGGCAUUGACAAGCACAAAACUCAAUGGAAGUUUUGAUCUCCAAUUGUGCGACUUACUUGACAUGCUGUGGCUCCAAGGUGGCCGCUGCUACUACUCCGGGGUGCCGCUACAUUGUGCACGCGGCCCCGCGGACUGGGUCUGGUCCCUUGAACGCCUUGACAACUCCGUGACGUACACCAAGGAGAACUGUGUGUUGAUUGCCCGAGAGUUCCAGACAUCGGACCAGAGCCGCAACAAAGCAAGAUAUCCAGUGUUUGGCACUGCGCAGUGGUCGCGCAGCAAGGCCAGCCAUGUUUGGGGGCCAUACUUCUAG
Molecule: messenger RNA, 1212 nt
Organism: Symbiodinium natans
Lineage: Eukaryota; Dinophyceae; Suessiales; Symbiodiniaceae
Source: the annotation of a GenBank genome assembly